This is a messenger RNA of Guillardia theta CCMP2712, 1369 nucleotides long. RefSeq lists its product as hypothetical. The coding region runs from base 11 to 1369 and encodes 452 amino acids. Lineage: Eukaryota; Cryptophyceae; Pyrenomonadales; Geminigeraceae. The transcript has a single exon. The record is from RefSeq and is a predicted model, not a curated record.
GCGCGGUGGGAUGGGGAGGAUGCGGUUCGUAGCAGGCGGGAUGCUGCUGCUGGUCUGCAGCUCAGUCGCUUCCUCACGCUCCUUGUCUUCUCCUCGUUCCUCCCUGAGCUCCUUCCACUCAUCGAAGCCCUCAAUCUCGCUGAGCUCUGCCUCCUCCAUGGAUCAUGUGGGCCCCUUGCAGGCCCGAGCGGCUUCCCUCUCCUCGACCCGCCAGCAGACGCAGAUGCUAUCGCAUUGGGACAUGGACAUCCCUUCUCCUGCUCCUGAGGGCGUGAACAAAGUCUACAACCCUUACUUCACUACUGCUGAUGCCGCGCGAACAUGGACUCCCUACUAUCCUUCACACUAUGUCUACGACAACGUGAAGGUUACAUUAGGACCAGUGUGUGGUUGGCAGUACGAGCCGAAUGGAUAUUAUCACAGAGUAGACGCAUGUGAUGAUGACAAGAAGACAGACAUGCGCGUGAAGAUGGAGAUCAGAUACGCCAACUACUAUGGCACCUUGCGGGGAGGCUUAAGAGCCAUAGGGGAUUCCCCAGACCCGUCCCAGGCGCCUGAAGAUCCUGCAGACGACAAGACUGAGAACCUCCGGCCGUUUAUCCUUUCCGUGAGAGGAGCGAACGACACAGAGCUGAAGUGGUCUUUGCAACGGAUGGAAGAUGAAUGGUGGGUUAACUACGAAUUCGAUCGCCCUGUGGUGGGACGCGAGUACUACACGGUCGUGCUCUACUAUCAGCUCCAGAGAGUCCUUAAGGGAACGUUUGACAAGAACACGUUCACAGCUCAUUGGCUGAGGAGCUGGUCUGCUCCGUUGAAAAGUAUGAAUAUCAUUUUUGUGUUUCCUCCCUCCUUCAAAGUGAACGAUUUCUAUGUGGAGCCGUCUGAUCUGAUUGGCAAAGGGGACCACAAAGUGAACUCCGAGAUGACAAUCAAAACAUCAACGUGUUGUGGCAAGGAGAUCAAAGAUGAGGAGGAGAUGGACAGGUGCACAGCAAGCAAUGAGAUUGCGCAGAAGUGGGUCAAGCUGGAGGGCGCGUGCGAGGGGAAGAUGGUGAUGUUGUCAACCAAGUUUGGCAUCCCCCAGUCACAGCUUGAGGAUAGCUCUAUCGAUGACAGCAUCCAGACGGAGUUUGACAAGUAUCGAGUGCACUUCUCCCCAGGUCUCGUUGAUGAUCCCAACGCUCCUGGUGCCAACGAAGAUGCUUGGCGUGAACCAAGCCGGGGCGGAUCGUUCCCGUGGUGGGCCUGGUUAAUUGCGCUGGUAGUACUGGCACCUCUCCUGAUCGCAUGCUUUUACACCUUCGGGGUUUAUGGAGCUCAUGAUUUCUUCGGUGACAGCACUUCUCAAAAACUCAGAGAGAAGGUUUGA